AUGAUUGACCUAACUCUGCCAUCACCAUGGCGAAAGGAGGCAUUCUCCAAAUUUGAGAUUAAAUUAGGCAGGGAGGUCGCGAUAGAAAGGGCCGAAGCGGCGCGAGCAACCACAGACAUCGUGGUGUACUCGGACGCCUUAGGACGACAUAGCUCUUUGGGCGCCAUAGCUGCCAUACUAAGUGACUCGCUAGAGAUAACCAACAGCAUAUAA
Penicillium taxi is the source of this 213-nucleotide messenger RNA. Its product is annotated as reverse transcriptase. Bases 1 to 213 code for a protein of 70 amino acids. Lineage: Eukaryota; Fungi; Ascomycota; Eurotiomycetes; Eurotiales; Aspergillaceae. The transcript has a single exon. The record is from RefSeq and is a predicted model, not a curated record.